Messenger RNA from Acromyrmex echinatior (Panamanian leafcutter ant), 478 nucleotides. RefSeq names its product superoxide dismutase family protein Rsod (gene Rsod). Gene Ontology annotation, biological process: superoxide metabolic process. Lineage: Eukaryota; Metazoa; Arthropoda; Insecta; Hymenoptera; Formicidae. Gene Ontology annotation, molecular function: metal ion binding. The record is from RefSeq and is a predicted model, not a curated record.
AUGACACAAAUUGAACGUGUCGAUCAACAUAAUGAACGUCCAAUUGCUAAUAAAUUAGAGCAAGAUUUCAGUAAACUUUUAUCCCUUGGUAAACUCGAAGCUCCCAGUUUAUAUAUUCCCGGAUACACACCAAUAAAAAGAAAAACUACAUUAGGACAUCGACAAUGUGGCGUACGCGAUUCAGAUGAUGAAAUUUCAGCUUCGCCUAUGGUGCUAUACUGGUUACAAGUACGCAAGAUGAAAAUUUUCCAAAGGAGGUUUUAUCCUCAAGUACGCAAGCAAGAACUGGCACUAUCGCCGACGAAGAAAAAAAAAUCUUACUGCGUAAUCGCGAUUAUGCAGCAAUCUACAUUUCAUUGAAUGGAGAGCGUAAUUAAAUGUGUCAAUGCGCAUGUAAACCAACUGACAUCUAUUAUCGACAAUGUUAACGCGCGAUAUUUGAUUAAGGAGAGUUGCUUCUGACUAAUUCCUACAUCGA